AUGAGGAAGAUGAUGAAGAGGUACCUGGGACCCAAGAUUUGGCUGAUUUCUCUCCUGUUUAUCAGUGUCUACACAUAUUCUGUCCUGGGGGCCUGGGAAACAUUUGAGAACUACUACCGAAAACAGAGGCGAAAACAGGCUUGUUUGGUGCUCCAGCCUCUGUCUAACAUGCAUGAAACUUUAGAUGGCUACAGGAAGUAUUCUAAUCAAAUUGUCGGCUUUUUUUUCUUUUGUGAAGAUCACAUUUUACAUACAAUGCAGGACUUAGUAAAUAGAGCCCACAUUGGUGAACUGUGGGAAAUGGCGCUUUCAAAAACCACUGCAGCACUCCGUACUCACUUGUCUUACUGCUCUGAUCCAGACCUCAUAUUAGAUUUGAAGAACCUCACUAUACUUUUUGUUGACACUUCAGCUGUAUGGUUUUCCUGGACAGUCCAUGCUACCAAGCUGUAUGGCACCAUGUCUUUUAAGGUUGCCAGACAUGCAGCUGAAGAAGAGAUUUAUACCAACUUAAACCAGGAAAUUGACCAGUUUCUACAGCUGGCUGGCUAUGACUGGGUGACAGGAGAUUUGGGCAGCAAAACAAGUGAUUACCUAGUAGACGUCAUUGCCUUUCUACAUAGCACCUUUGCUGUGUUCACACACCUUCCUGGAAAGGUGACCCAGACUGCAUGUAUGUCAGCUUGCAAGCAUUUAGCCACUUCUUUGAUGCAACUUUUGCUGGAAGCUGAAGUAAGACAGCUCACCUUGGAAGCAUUACAGCAGUUCAACUUGCAUGUCAGAGAAUGUGGACAGUCGGCCAGAUCCGACCCAGUGCCUGGGUUCCAGGAGGACACGCUGCAGCUGGCCUUCAUCGACUUGAGACAAGAUCCUGGAGAAUGA
Messenger RNA from Rangifer tarandus platyrhynchus (Svalbard reindeer), 882 nucleotides. The record is from the annotation of a GenBank genome assembly. Lineage: Eukaryota; Metazoa; Chordata; Mammalia; Artiodactyla; Cervidae.